Molecule: messenger RNA, 1301 nt
Organism: Williopsis jadinii
Lineage: Eukaryota; Fungi; Ascomycota; Saccharomycetes; Phaffomycetales; Wickerhamomycetaceae
Exons: 1
Coding region: 84-1301 (405 amino acids)
Source: RefSeq, a predicted model, not a curated record
AAAAACCUCGCUUCCACCGCUUUCAUCUCGUUUGGUUUAUCGUCCUAUCCAUCGUCCGUGUGUGUUUCCCAUCGGUUGUUGAUAUGAUUAACUUGCUGAGACGAAACAGAAGUAGAAACAAUACAGAUAACGAGCCCAGUGGUGGGAGAAUAGAAGGAGACAGCUCAACAUCAGAGGGUGCCAGCAAUGUCCACGGCGAUGAUACCGGUGUUUCAAGCGAUGCACAUGCUAUACCAAGGACCCAGGCCACUGUGCACCGUGUUGAUAGUGAAGAGACGCUGCUGUCCAUGAGCCUCGGUGUCCGUGGCGUACGUCACGGUGGUGAUAACUAUACGGCUAACCCGAUCUCAUCAACUACUGAUCUGACGAGGACGACUAGCGACUCAUCGCUGAGUACUACAGCUUCUACGGCAGAUACCGUUGUGGAUCUUGUACUGGGACACGCGGUGUCUGAUUUCAACCUGUUGAGGACAUUGCCAGUGGUGUCGUUCAUCUUCAAGAAGGGUCUCUUUGUAUUUCCUUCUGAAGAGUCAUUGGCUCUGUUCAAGACGAAGAACUGCGAUACUGCACGGCUCAAGAAGCUAGGGCUGGCGAUGCCAGUGCUACAGAUGAAUAUCCCCAUGAUGGCUGCCUUCAAGAGAAACUACCCGACCAUUGUGUUCAACAGGAUUCUUCCUUCUACAAACGAAUCUCAAGACGUUCAGAAGGUUCCCUUCUGUCAAGUCUUCACAAAGUUCCUCAGGAGAACGCACACAACCCGGUUCAUCUUGCACAUCACCCCCAAUGGUGUUCAAGAUGACCCGGAGAACUUCAGAGUGGUGAUGUUUACAUCUGCGUAUGGCUCCUUUACUGAUUGCAGGUUCAAGAAGACCAAGAUGAGGUGGGUGGGAACGACGCCUGCAAUUGCAUCGCGUGGCUCCGGGUUCUUCAAACUUGUUGUCCUGAAUGAUAGCGUACCUUCGUUAAUUGAUGGAAUAAGAGACGAUGAUGUGAAUCCUCAACCGUCUAUGGAAUUCUUGAGAUCAACAACAAGAAUAGUGACAUCCUCGGAUAUGCCUCCAGUGACUCGGUUCAGUGAUAAGAGCUCUACAACACUGCCAUGGAAGGGAUUACUCCAACUCGGUGACGUGAAACUGGUUGAGGUCUUCAGCAGGUCUGAUACUAAUAGCUGCCUUGACGUUGCAGAUUCAUCGCUGGUUCUAACAUGUAUGGCAUUGGUCUUAAGGGAUCAAGAAGUAAGAAAGAACAAGGGAAACGGCCGGUACUCGGAUGCUGCCGUCAAUGGUGCUCUUUUUUAUUAG